Paramuricea clavata is the source of this 8036-nucleotide messenger RNA. Lineage: Eukaryota; Metazoa; Cnidaria; Anthozoa; Malacalcyonacea; Plexauridae. The record is from the annotation of a GenBank genome assembly.
CGUGUCAAUCAUGCGUGUUUGGCAGUCUAAAUAUGGACAUGAUUAUAUAGGGUUCAGAGAUUAGCGUUGCAUAACACCAUCACGUGCUAAUAUUCAAUAAUAUGAUUGGCUGCUGCAUCAAGUCCACACAGCGAGAAUUGCAUCACACAUGCCAGUAUUCAGCAGAGCGUAAACAACUUGCAGUAAUAUAGAAGGCAAUUUGUAUGGCGUUUACGAAGAAAAUAACUCGCGACACUAAAGCAAAUCUCUUGACUCGUCAGAGCUCUUUAUUUAAACGAGAAAGACGAGGAGAUAGCCCACGUGUUAUCGCCAAUCGCUUGACUUGCCAGCGAGCUUUAUGCAAUAGAAGAGAAAGGCAAGGAGAUAGCCCACGUGUUAUCGUCAAUCGCUUGACUUGCCAGCGAGCUUUACGCAAUAGAAGAGAAAGGCAAGGAGAUAGCCCACGUGUUAUCGCCAAUCGCUUGACUUGCCAGCGAGCUUUAUGCAAUGGAAGAAAAAGGCAAGGAGGUAGCCAGCGUGUUACCGUCACAGACCUUGUUCACGGGUCUAGUACAACGGUGCAAAAUCGUGUUCAGUGCAAAGAGAACUCUACCAGAUCUAACGAGAAUCUAUCUAUAUCAAAGCUUAUCAAUACUGCUAUAAACACUGCUAUAAAUGUGAAACUAUUGAAAUCUAAAGUGACAUUGAAUUCACGCGAAAACGUGAAAGUGACUCAUGAAACACAAGGUGACCUUGGGAAUGAGUCGAAGGUCAAUGAGACUUGUUAUUCUGAAACAUGUCACAAUUCUAGUACAGAAAAAAAUAAACAAAACUCUACCGCAUUACCAAAUUUCAACAACACACAUGCGAGUAUAGUGAAAGAACUAUUACCUUUGCCAUCAACUCGUCCAUAUAAUAAUUUUAGUCGAAGUAGAUCACGCAGUAAACAUUUAACACAUGUCAAAAGCCGAGAUCGAGAGCCGUCUAGAAUUCCCGUUAAAAAGUUAGUUCAUUUGAUGAACAAAAAUAGAAAAAGUAGGCGUUUAAUAAAACGGUUUAUUAAGCAGUGUAUUCCUAAAUCAUCUUGCUUUCACAAUUUGCUUUCCACAAGAUACCGAAAAGAUAUAAUUCUGCAACAAACAAAUGCAUAUAUGUGGAAAUUUAGGAAGCCAUUUCAUGCUAAGUCUAAGAGAAUACGAAGAGUUGUACAUAAACAAUUGUCAAUGACAAUGCACAACUUGGCAAUUCUGAAAAACAGUACAAAGCGUGCUAGAACUAGAAAACAUAAAUUGUUUAAGUCAUACAGCGUUAAAGUUGUGGGCAGUAGUAAAUGUAAUAUGCAAAGAAUAAAGACAUCUGACAGAAAUUUCUUAUUUGUGUCUGGUGAUGUAGAGUUAAACCCAGGACCCGUAAAUACUUUAAAUAUGUCAGUAUUGACCACAAGACUAGCUCGAAUAGGACGAAAGCCAGUGAACAUUGUCGGUGAUGGUAACUGUUUGUUUCGUAGUGUAAGUCAUCAGCUUUACAGAACAGAAAGUCGUCAUGCCCAGAUAAGAGCUCUUGCAAUCCAACAUUUAAUAAACUGCCCAGAACAUUUCAUAGAGUCUAAUACUGAACAAUCAUGGUCGCAUUAUUUACAGAAUAUGUCACGGCUAGGCUCAUGGGCAGACCAUAUUAUCAUACAGGCAGUUGCGAAUGCAAAUAAUUUAAGAAUUCACAUCACAGAAAGUGCACAAAAUUUUACUGAAACUACAGUUGUAACCUCUAUUUAUGCUCAGGAAAAUGUAAGAGAUAUUUAUAUUGGACAUAUUGACGAACUGCAUUAUGUUUCUACAACGCCAAUUGAGCAAUCUGCUUCUCAACAAAUAGAAAAUCAGACAGCAACUGAUAAACAAAAUUCGCAAUCUAAUACUAAUAGUAAUAAACGUAUCUCGGAAAACUCCGUCUCAAUGAAAAAAAAUCAUAAAAGAAAAGAAUACAUGAAGGAAUACAUGAAAAAAAGAAGGUCGAACAACGAAUUUAAAAAAAAAGAAAGCGAGAGAAAAAAGUCAUAUAAUAAGAAAUACAAAAACUCGAAUUCUGAAAAAAUUAAGGAAUCUUGGCAAAAAGCCAGUGCAACAUACAGACAAUCAAAUCCUGAAAAAGUAAAAGAGAGUUUUAAGACAGCCAGUGCAACAUACAGACAAUCAAAUCCUGAAAAAGUAAAAGAGAGUUUUAAGACAGCCAGUGCAACAUACAGACAAUCAAAUCUUGAAAAAGUAAAAGAGAGUUGUAAGACAGCCACUGCAGCAUACAGACAAUCAAAUCCUGAAAAAGUAAAAGAGAGCUUUAAGAUAGCCAAUGCAACAUACAGACAAUCAAAUCCUGAAAAAGUAAAAGAGAUUUGUAAGACAGCCAGUGCAACAUACAGACAAUCAAACCCUGAAAGAGUAAAAAAGAGUUGUAAGACAGCUACUGCAACAUACAGACAAUCAAAUCCUGAAAAGGUCAAAGAAUCAAAUAAAACAGCCACUGCAACAUACAAAAAAUUAAAUCUUAGAAAGGUUGCGGAAUUGUCAAAAUUGUCAAAUAUUACGUACAAGCAGAACUAUUCGGAAAGAGUUAAGGAUACUCAAAAAAGGAAAUAUCUUAAAAGAAAGUUAGAAUGUGGUGAAAGUGAAACUAAGAUGAUUAAAUACAAUAAAGUAGACAAUUCGAAUGACAAUUCAUGCGAAACUCUGCAAAUACCUGGUAACUCUGAUGAUUCGAGACAAGAAAUCGACGUAACAAAGGCAAUUGAGUUAUUUCAUAAGAACAUUAGUGUUGGACCAGAAUAUAUUUGCACCUGUUGCGACCAAUUAUGGUAUAGAUCAUCUGUCACUGAGUGCAAUGUUUCUUUAUAUAAAUCUUGUUCAAAAGAAAUCCUUAAAAUAUGUCUUACUGGUCUAAAAAGCAUUGAUAACACUGAAUGGAUAUGUGGUACAUGUCACUCAAACUUAAAAGUUGGUAAACUUCCAAGUUGCUCAAAGGCAAACAAAAUGACUUUCCCAGAAAAGCCCGAGGUUUUAGAAAAUUUAACACCUCUUGAAGAAAGACUAAUUUCGCCGAGAAUACCUUUUAUGCAGGUACGGGAAUUGCCUAGUGGAGGUCAAUUAAGUAUUCAUGGGAAUGUAGUUAAUGUUCCUGCUGAUGUUAACACAACUGUUAGUGUUUUACCAAGACCAAUUAACGAGUCACAAACUAUUCCAAUAAAAUUGAAACGACGGCUUGGUUAUAAACACCAUUAUCAAUUUCAGAACGUUAGACCUACAAAAGUUUUAGAUGCAGCUCAAUACUUGGUUCGCACUAGUGAAAUAUUCAAAAAUGAAGGAAUACAAGUAAUGGAUAAUUAUGUGUCAAAUCCAGUCAAUAAGGACGAAGAGUGGUCAGAAUUUAUUGCCAAGAAUACUAAGGAGACUUCAGAUAAUCUGUCAAACGAUUUGAAUAUUGAAAAUCAAGAAACAGUGGAGACACGAGUAAGUAACGACUCCGUUGACAAUGACACUGAUGAUGAAUGGUGUGAAGUAACUGAACGACCAUCAGGUGUUAUGGAUACAUUAUUACAAGAACCUGACAUUACUCAAGAUGGUGAUAAAAUAAUCAGUUUUGCACCAGGAGAAGGAAAUAGACCACUUGGUAUAUUUAUAGAUAAAGAUGCUGAAUUUUUGUCUUUCCCUACCAUUUACUGUGGCAAACGUCAAGCUGAUAACAGUGAAAGACUUGUUCCUGUUCACUAUAGUACAAUUUGUAAAUGGGAAUUACGAAGUCGAGAUCGAAGAGUUGCUCAAUCUGUGCCAAACAUUUUUUAUAAAUUAAAAAAAUUACAGAUCAGACAAAUCCAAGGAAGUGCAAGUUUAUCAUUGCGUAAAUGUAAAACCAAAGGUAAAACGUACACAGCAGGGGAUUUGAAGUCUGAAAGUUCUGUUAAUAAGCUAAUCAAUUUAGAUGAAGGAUUCAGAGUUUUAAGAAAUUUACGCGGUUCCCCUCCAUACUUUGAAAGAUGUAAGAAGGAUCUAUUUGCAAUGAUUCGUCAGCUUGGUAAACCUACAUGGUUCUGUUCAUUUUCAGCUGCUGAAACGCGUUGGAUUCAUUUGAUUAAAAUUCUUGGUCGUCUUAUUGACAACAAACACUAUACUGACGAUGAGGUUAAGCAAAUGACUUGGCAAAAGAAGUCUGAACUGAUACAGAAAGAUCCAGUAACAUGUGCUCGAAAUUUUGAACAUAUGGUGCAACAAUUUAUUCACAAUUUUAUUAAAAGUUCAUGCCAUCCAAUUGGAGAAGUUGUUGACUUUUUCUAUCGUGUUGAAUUCCAGCAAAGAGGUUCUCCACAUAUCCAUGGAUUAUUCUGGAUAAAAAAUGCACCUGAGUAUGGUAAAGAUUCCGACGAAGAUAUUACCAAUUUUGUAGAUAGCUACGUUUCAUGUAAAGCUGACUCAGAUGAUUUAACUGAACUCGUAAAUUUACAAAGGCACAAACACUCUAAAACAUGCAAGAAAAGAGGAAAUGCUGUUUGCAGAUUUAACUUUCCUUUACCGCCAAUGCCGAGAACUAUGAUUUUAGAGCCUUUGUCUGAGACUGAUCUAGAGGAAAAUGUUGCAGAUAUAUUAAAGAAAGCUUUAGGACAGAUACGUUCAUUAUUAGACUCUAUUAAAGCUGAUGAAACCAUGACCUUUGAUGAAUUUCUCAAAAAGUUAGAUUUAUCAGAACAGCAAUAUCUAAAGGCUAUACGGCUUUCUCUUAAACAUAACACUUUGUUAUUGAAACGAUCGCCAGCUGAGAUUAGAAUCAACUGUUAUAAUCCAAACUUACUCAGAGCUUGGAAAGCUAAUAUGGAUAUUCAGUACGUAUUAGAUCCUUAUGCUUGUGCUGUUUAUAUCCUUUCAUAUAUUACUAAAGGUCAAAGAGGAAUGAGCAAGUUACUUCGUAAAGCAUGUGAAGAAGCAAAAGAAGGCAAUAAGAAUAUUGUUAACAAGGUGAGACAUAUUGGUAACAAAUUUCUCAAUGCUGUUGAAAUAAGUGCACAAGAGGCUGUCUACUUAGUAAUGCAAAUGCCUUUGAGACGAUCGUCUCGAGAAUUCCAAUUUAUCAAUACAUCUGACCCACAUGAAAGAACAUUCUUGUUAAAAAGUAUGGAUAAAAUUAAAGAACUUCCUGAUCAUUCUGUUGAUAUUGAAUCAGAUAACAUUAUUAAAAGAUAUCAGAGAAGACCGAAGAAAUUGGAAAAUUUAUGUCUGGCUGAUUUUGUGGCUUGGUUCAAUUGUAAAAGUGACAGUAAUCAAAAAAGCAAACUUAAAUCAAAUUCACCAUUAAUAGAUGAUUAUCUUACAGAGAGUAAUUUCGAUGAUAAUGUAGAUGAUGAUCUUUCUGAUAAAGAACAGAAAAUAUUUGAAAAUGAUGAAAAUGAUGAAUAUGAAAUGAAAGGUGGAAUGACGCUCGUGAAGAGACAAAAGCCAAGAAUCAUACGGUCGGUUAGAUUUAAUAAAACCAAAGAUCCAGAAAAUUAUUGUAGAGAACAGAUAAUGCUUUACACCGCUUGGAGAAAUGAAAAUACAGAUCUUCUGAAAGACUUUGAAACUUACCAGGAUCGAUAUGAAAUUAUCAAAGAUGUGAUAGAACAAAACAGAAAACAAUACGAGAAUCACACCGAAGUUCUUGAUCAGGCAGUACAAGAUAUUGAAAGUGAAGAAAAUCUAGUCGCUCCGAAUACGCAGUAUAGAGAUGAACAAGACAGAGAAAUUGGGCCAAAAGCAAGUGAAUUAUUCGGAUGCUUCGAUCCUGGAAAAGAUAAACAACAUGCCCAAUACGACCUGAUAAAUGAUAUUGGUAUAUAUCCACGAACAAAUGAUGAUGAAGAACUUGUUGUAAAAAGACUGAGUGAUGCCGAUUUUAGAAAACUUGUCCAAUCACUUAAUGUUGAACAAAAAGAGUUUUUUUACCAUGUACUGAACUCUGUCAAAACUGAUAAGCUGCCAAUGAGACUGUUUUUAAGCGGAGGUGCUGGUGUAGGUAAAAGUACUGUCACUAAUGCUUUGUAUGAAGCUCUCAUAAGAUACUUAAAUUCUCAACCUCAGAAUGAUCCUGAUGAUGUCAGUGUUGUAAAAGUAGCCCCAACAGGCAAAGCUGCUUUCAACAUAAGAGGAAAUACACUUCAUUCCGCCUUUAAAAUUCCUGCAAACAGAGGAUUCAAUUAUUGUACACUAGAUAGAGACAGAUUGAAUACAAUAAGAUCUCAGUUACAGAGAAUGCAAGUUAUUUUUAUUGACGAGAUAUCUAUGGUAGGAAGUGCUAUGUUUAAUUUUCUUGACUUACGAUUGCAACAAAUCAUGGGUACAAAAGAACCAUUUGGCGGUCUUAGCAUAAUAACAGUUGGCGACUUAUUUCAACUGAAACCCGUGUUCGAUAAUUGGAUAUUUGAGAAUUCAAAGGAUGGUUAUGCUGCAUUAGCAACAAAUCUCUGGCAAAAAUAUUUUCAAAUGUUUGAAUUAUCUGAGGUUAUGAGACAAAGGGAAGACAAAGAAUUUGCUGAAAUUUUAAAUCGUAUAAGAGAAGGAAAUCAUACUGAAGCUGACAUUGAAGUUUUGAAAGAAAGAAUUUUAAACAUUAGUCCACAACAUCCUGAUUAUCCAAUAUCUUUAACCCAUUUAUUCAGUACUAAUAUGGCAGUUGAUCAACAUAAUCAUGACGUUUUCCAGAAAUCUUCAAACGAGAAGGUCGACAUUAAAGCAAUAGACAUUGUACUUGGAGAUUUAUCUGACGACUUAAAAGAAAGACUCAAAAAACAAAUCCCAAACGAUCCUUCGAAAACCAUGGGCUUGUACUCAGUAUGUUCAAUACUUAAGGAAGCAAAAUAUGACCUCACGACAAACGUGUCAGUUUUAGAUGGUAUGACUAAUGGUGCUGAAUGUAUCAUCAAGAAAAUCGAUUACCGAGUAGAAGGUUCAUCAAGACCAAGUAUUAUCUGGGUUUUAUUUCAAGAACAACAUAUUGGGAAUGAUUAUCGCAGAGAAUACUCUUAUCUUUACAAUCAAAGUAUAGAAAAAAAUUGGGUUCCAAUUCUUGAGGUAAAAAGACAGUUUACAAAAAAUAAAAUACAAGUUCUUCGCAGACAGUUUCCUUUAAGACCAUCUGCAGCCAAAACUAUUCACCGUUGUCAAGGAGAUACAUUAAAUGAAGCCGUUGUUGACCUUCCAUCGUUAAAGCGAGAGCAUAUGCAUUACGUUGCUCUUAGCAGACUUAGAAGCAUUUUGGGAUUACAUAUUCUUAAUCUGAACGAAAAGAAAAUAGCUGUGAGCAAGAAGGUACAAGAAGAAAUGACAAGACUAAGACAAAAUUCUGUACUUAAAAGUCAUCUUCCAUUUCUCUAUAAAGAUACUAGUGAGACAUUUAAAAUAUUAUUCCAGAAUGUGAGAUCAUUACAUCUUCACGUUGCUGACGUUGCGAGUGACUAUAGUGUAAAAGCAGCAGAUAUUAAUAUAUUUGUAGAAACUGCUCUAUGUAGUAAUGACGACAAUGAAUUGUAUCAGAUUCCAGGAUUUCAACUAUUCAGAAAUGACUUCAUCCCAGAUGGUGCUAGAACACCUUACGGAACUGCUGCUUACGUAAAAGACAAUAUACAACUCAUCUUAGAACCUUCAAGGUGCAACUAUAAUCAUGUAGAAAUGACAUUACUCAAAGUAAACCAUCCAGUAAAUAAUUUACAUGUUGUAGGAAUUUAUCGCUCUAAAUCAAAAGUAAAAAUUUCAAUGUUCGUAGAUGCUUUAAAACAUUUGCACUCCACGUAUAUAAAUGACCCAAAUACUCCUGUUAUCAUCGUUGGUGAUUUUAAUGUUAACCUUUUUGAAAAUGCAUCCGACAAAAAUACACUUUCUAAAUAUUUAAUCGAAGAAAAGCAAUACGUGCAACUUAUUAGCCAAGUGACAACUGACUAUAAAACACAAAUUGAUCACAUAUACACUAAUAUCCCUGAAAGAGUAAAAAGUAGUGGUGUUUUAGAAUCGUACUUUAGCGACCAUAAGCCUAUUUUCGUGUCACUUAUUUGA